AUGACCUUUCGACUAUCCUUCUAUAAUAAUCAAAACAUUCCAGCCAUCUCUCUUUCGUUCUCUCUUUCCCCUCUCUCUCUCUCUCUCUCUCUAUUUCACACACACACGUACCAACUCGGAUAUUUCUAUCUAUCUAUCUAUCUAUCUAUCUAUCUAUCUAUCUAUCUCAUUUUUUUUUAUCUAUCUAUUGAAAUUAGUCUUUUUCUUUCUUUCUAUCUGUCUACUUACCUAUCUAUAUCUGUCUCUUCAUCUAUCUAUCUAUCUAUCUAUCUAACUGCCUGUCUGUCUGUCCUUAUAUCUAUUUCAAUCUGUUCAUAUCUAUCUAUCUAUCUAUCUAUCUAUCUAUCUAUCUAUCUAUCUCAUUUUCUUUAUACCUAUCUAUUGAAAUCAGCCUCUUUCUUUCUAUCUACCUAUCUUUUAUAUCUGUCUCUUCAUAUAUUUAUCUCUCUAUCUAUCUCUUCACAUUAUCUAUCUAUCUAUCUAUCUCAUUUUCUUCUUAUCUAUCUCUUGAAAUCAGUCUUUUUCUUUCUUUCUUUCUAUCCAUCUACCUACCUAUCUAUAUCUGUUUCUUCAUUAUCUAUCUAUCUAUCUAUCUAUCUAUCUAUCUAUCUAUCUAUCUAUCUAUCUGCCUUUAUAUAUCUUGCAAGCAGUUCAUAUCUAUCUAUCUAUCUAUCUAUCUAUCUAUCUAUCUAUCUAUCUAUCUAUCUAUCAAUCUCAUUUUCUUUAUACCUAUCUAUUGAAAUCAGACUUUCUUUCUUUCUAUCUACCUAUCUUUCUAUAUCUGUCUCUUCAUAUAUUUAUCUCUCUAUCUAUCUGUUCACAUUAUCUAUCUAUCUAUCUAUCUAUCUAUCUAUCUAUCUAUCUAUCUAUCUACCUGCCGAUCUUAUUUUCUUUUUAUCUGCCUUUUUCUUUAUUUCUUUCUAUCUACCUACCUAUCUAUAUCUGUCUCUUCAUAUAUUUAUCUCUCUCUCUUUCUCUCUCUAUCUAUCUAUCUUUAUAUCUCUUUCAAUCUGUUCAUAUCUAUCUAUCUAUCUAUCUAUCUAUCUUAUUUUCUUUAAACCUAUCUAUUGA
Messenger RNA from Acanthosepion pharaonis, 1071 nucleotides. Lineage: Eukaryota; Metazoa; Mollusca; Cephalopoda; Sepiida; Sepiidae. The record is from the annotation of a GenBank genome assembly.